CCUGUGGUGUCUUGUUGUUAUUUUUGUACAGGAGAAGCAGCCUGUGGUGUCCUGUUAUUAUUAUUAUUUUCUCAUACGUCCUAGAGGAUGCUGGAGACUCCGUAAGGACCAUGGGGUAUAGACGGGAUCCGCAGGAGACAUGGGUACACUAUUAAGACUUUGAAUGGGUGUGAAAUGGCUCCUCCCUCUAUGCCCCUCCUCCAGACCUCAGUUAGAUUCUGUGCCCAGGAGAGACUGGUCACACACUAGGGGAGCUCUACUGAGUUUCUCUGGAAAAAGACUUUAUGUUAGGCUUUUUUAUUUUCAGGGAGACCUGCUGGCUACAGGCUCCCUGCAUCGUGGGAGUGAGGGGAGAGAAGUCAGACCUACUUCUUCUUAGUUCAAGGGCUCUGCUUCUUAGGCUACUGGACACCAUUAGCUCCAGAGGGUUCGAUCACUUGGUGCGCCUAGCUGCUUGUUCCCGGAGCCGCGCCGUCACCCCCCUCAGAAGACAGAAGCCGGGUGAGUAUGAGAAGAACAGAAGACAUCAGACGGCAGAAGACUUCAGUAACGGAAGAACUCCAGCUGUGGGGAACGGAGUCUUUAUUACACAUCACAUGUUCUGUAUUCUCUCUGAUUCACCGAGGAUGGACAAGGACAGGAGUCACAGGACUGAGAGUAUAAUAAAAAUCACCCUGGAGAUCAUCUACCUGCUGACUGGGCAGGAUUACACAAUAGUGAAGAAGACAUCCAAUGAGUAUGAGACACCCAGCAGCCAUCCCCGUGUAUCAGGAGGACUGAGUAGAACCCAGAGUCCAAUCACGGUGCCUCCACCUCACUCACUGACACAUGAGAGACACAAUGACAAGAAGAUCCUGGAACUCACCGACAAGAUCAUUCAGUUGCUGACUGGAGAGGUUCCUAUAAGGUGUCAAGAUGUCACUGUCUAUAUCUCCAUGCAGAAGGGGGAGUAUAUAGAGGAACACAGCGGUCUGUACAAGGACGUGAUGAUGGAGAAUCACCGGCCCCUCACAUCACUGGAUGGGCCCAGUAACAGAGAUACCCCAGAGAGAUGUCCCCGUCCUCUGUAUUCCCAGGAUUGUACAGAGGAGAAUCACAGGAUCCCACAGGAGGAUCAGGGUGAAGCCCAAUUAAAUAAUAUCAAAGUCAAAGAUACAGAGGGAGAAGAAGAGACGUAUGUGACUGAUAUAAAGGCAGAAGAUAUAGAGGGAGAAGAAGAGACGUAUGUGACUGAUAUAAAGGCAGAAGAUAUAGAGGGAGAUGAAGAGACGUAUGUGACUGAUAUAAAGGCAGAAGAUAUAGAGGGAGAAGAAGAGACGUAUGUGACUGAUAUGAAGGCAGAAGAUAUAGAUGGAGAAGAAGAGACGUAUGUGACUGAUAUGAAGGCAGAAGAUAUAGAGGGAGAAGAAGAGACGUAUGUGAGGGGAGAUCAGCAGUGUAAGGAGGAGGAGAUCCCUACAGAUAUCAGCACAGCAGAUGGACACACAAGCAGGAAUAUCUCAGAAGGACAUCUAAUGUUAUCCCCGGAUUGUUACAUAAAAGAUAAUGACAGUAGACCGGAUUCUCCAGGAGCUAACCCCAUUACCCCAAUUAUACAUCCAGCUCUAUCAGCUGGUCCCCCUGAUCCUGCGAAAUGUUCUCCUGAUCACUCUGAUAUUGGUGCAUCUGUUACAGCUCUGAGAGUAGAUACAGUGUUUCCAUGUUCUAUAGAUGCCAAAUGUUUUACACAGAACACAAAGCUUAUUAACCCACACACAGGUAAAAUACGUGAAAGGCCACUGAUAUGUUCUGAGUGUGGGAAAUGUUUUACAUACAAAUCGCAUCUUGUUAGACAUCAGAAAAGUCACACAGGUGAGAGGCCAUUUCCAUGUUCUGAGUGUGGGAAAUGUUUUGCACACACAUCAGAUCUUGUUAGACAUAACAGAAGUCACACAGGUGAGAAGCCAUUUUCUUGCUCUGAGUGUGGGAAAUGUUUUAUCCAGAAAUCACAUCUUGUUCUACAUCACAGAAGUCACACAGGUGAGAAGCCAUUUCUAUGUUCUGAGUGUGGGAAAUGUUUUGCGCACACAUCAGAUCUUGUUAUACAUCAGAGAAGUCACACAGGUGAGAAGCCAUUUUCUUGCUCUGAGUGUGGGAAAUGUUUUAUCCAGAAAUCACAUCUUGUUAUACAUCAAAGAAGUCACACAGAUAAGAAGGCAUUUCCAUGUUCUGAGUGUGGGAAAUGUUUUACACACAAAUCAGGUCUCGUUAGACAUAACAGACAUCACACAGGUGAGAAGCCAUAUCCAUGUUCUGAGUGUGGGAAAUGUUUUGCGCACACAUCAGAUCUUGUUAUACAUAAGAGAAGUCACACAGGUGAGAGGCCCUUUUCUUGCUCUGAGUGUGGGAAAUGUUUUAUACAGAAAUCACAUCUUGUUAUACAUCAAAGAAGUCACACAGGUGAGAAGCCAUUUCCAUGUUAUGAGUGUGGGAAAUGUUUUAUAUACAAAUCACAUCUUGAUAUACAUCAGAAAAUUCAUACAGGUGAGAAACCAUUUCCAUGUUCUGAGUGUGGGAAAGGUUUUACAAACAAAUCGCAUCUUGUUAGACAUCAGAGAAGUCAUACAGGUGAGAAGCCAUUUCCAUGUUCUGCGUGUGGGAAAUGUUUUGCAUUGAAAUCAAAUCUUGUUACACAUCAGCAAAGUCACACAGGUGAGAAGCCAUUUCCAUGUUCUGAGUGUGGGAAAUGUUUUGCACAAAAAUCAGAUCUUGUUAUACAUAAGCGAAGUCACAGGUGAGAAGCCAUUUCCAUGUUUUGAGUGUGGGAAAUGUAUUGCACACAAAUCAGAUCUCAUUAAACAUGAGAGAAGUCACAGGUGAGAAGCCGUUUUCUUGCUCUGAGUGUGGAAAAUAUUUUACAUGGAAAUUAAAGCUUUUUACAUAUCGGAGAA
Molecule: messenger RNA, 2930 nt
Organism: Pseudophryne corroboree (corroboree frog)
Lineage: Eukaryota; Metazoa; Chordata; Amphibia; Anura; Myobatrachidae
Product: zinc finger protein ZFP2-like
Exons: 7
Coding region: 285-2777 (830 amino acids)
Biological process (GO): regulation of gene expression
Cellular component (GO): nucleus
Source: RefSeq, a predicted model, not a curated record